This is a messenger RNA of Sphaeramia orbicularis (orbiculate cardinalfish), 952 nucleotides long. RefSeq lists its product as uncharacterized. Gene Ontology annotation, cellular component: plasma membrane. NCBI's taxonomy places the organism in Eukaryota, Metazoa, Chordata, Actinopteri, Kurtiformes, Apogonidae. The record is from RefSeq and is a predicted model, not a curated record. The transcript has 8 exons. Bases 40 to 810 code for a protein of 256 amino acids. Gene Ontology annotation, molecular function: transmembrane signaling receptor activity.
GACCUGACAGAGGAGGACACAGACUGUUACUGGUGUGCCAUGGAGAUAAGGCAGAGACUUGAUGAUGGAAAACGUUUUAAUGUUCUUGUCACUGGAAAAGGCGAUGCCACGCUCUAUGUGGAUUCUCAAGAGGUGACAGCGUUUAUUGGAGACCAAAUAACCAUCGACUGUCACUAUAGAGGAUCUAAACAAAUAAAGUGGUGCAGGACUGGUGGUGAAGGACCUACAUCCUGUGUCAAAAACUCUGGGUGGAUAGAUGAGACACAGGUGACUGUUAAUAGAAAUACCCCUGGUGUUAUUACUGUGACUAUGAGUGAACUGAGGGAGAGGAGCAGUGGUCGGUAUUGGUGCACUGAUGAAGACCUGCAGAUGCCGGUGCAUGUAACCAUUAAAGAGAGACCUACCACCACAACAACAACCAGACAGUCAAUGACCAUAUCAUCCACGUCCAAACCUGUCAAUCACACAUAUGUGAGUCAAGAACCGACCACAGAACAAACUGGAACACACAGUAGCUCAUCCAAUCAUCUGCUGAGUUUCAUCAUUCCUUCCUAUUUACUGAUUCUAAUGGUGGAUGCAUUCAUCUGGUUCAUGUUGAAAAGACGCAAGUCACCAGCCACAGCUGAGGAUGAACAGACAGUAACGUACAGUACUGUGACGCAUGUGAGAAAAACCACAGCCCAGCAGAUACAUUCUGAAGAUGAAGAAGACGUCAUGUACAGCACUGUGUUUUACAUUGCACAACAAAAUACACACCAGGUUGAAGACAAAGAUGAGAAUGUGACCUACAGCACAGUGGUUCAUCGCUAGUGAAAUUAUGAAAUAACUUUCUGACUUCCUGUCUACUUCUUAAUACCUUUAUCAGUCAUUUGCUGUUGUCCAUCAAACUGUAGCCUACUGCUCUCCAAAUGUACCUAUGAGGAUAUUUCAGUAUGUGUUUUCACAAUCUAUG